AUGAUAGGAGUCGUGUUCUUAUCACAGACUAUAUUUGGGAUUUGGGGGAAUUGCUCUCUUCAUUAUCGUUAUAUUUUCUUUUACUUCACUGGAUGCAGAGCAAGGUCCACCGGCUUGAUUCUCAAGCACCUAACUGUAGCCAACUCCUUAGUCAUUGCCUUUAGAGGAGUCCCCCAGACAGUGGAAGCUUUUGGGUUGAAGAUUUUCCUCAGUGAUUUUGGAUGCAAACUUGUUUUUUAUGUUCUCAGACUGGGCAGAGGUGUGUCCCUUGGCACCACUUGCCUCUUGAGUGUCUUCCAGGCCAUCACCAUCAGUCCUUGGAACUCCAGGUUGGCAGAACUUAAAGUACAAGUUCUCAGGUGCACUGGUCCCUGCAUUACCGUGUUCUGGAUCCUGUACAUGCUGGUAAAUAUCAUUUUUCCCCUUUAUGUGGCGGGUAAGUGGAAUAACAAGACCAUCACAAAGAAAAAAGAUUUGGGAUUCUGCUCUGGGAUGUGGAAUGACACGAUCACGCAAUCACUCCUUGCAGCAGUUUUAACCGCUCCUGAUGUUGUGUGUUUGGGGCUCAUGAUCUGGGCCAGCAUCUACAUGGUUUUCACCCUGUACGGACAUAAGCAGCGAGUCCAACACAUUCACAGGAACGGCAUCUCCCGCAGAUCCCCCUCUGUGACUAGAGCCACCCAAAGCAUCCUUGUUCUGGUGAGCACCUUUGUAUCUUUUUACACCCUCUCCUCCAUCUUUUCAAUUGACUUGGCUCUUUCUGAUCAUCCUAGCUGGUGGCAGCUAAACAUCACUGCUAUGUUCGCCUUAUGUUUCCCAUCAGUCAGCCCCUUUCUUUUGAGUCAUGAGUCCAAAGGACUCAGGAUCUUCUCUGCCUCCUGCAGAAGGAAUGCCUAA
Molecule: messenger RNA, 897 nt
Organism: Equus caballus (horse)
Lineage: Eukaryota; Metazoa; Chordata; Mammalia; Perissodactyla; Equidae
Gene: EQUCABV1R912
Product: vomeronasal 1 receptor equCabV1R912
Biological process (GO): G protein-coupled receptor signaling pathway
Cellular component (GO): membrane
Molecular function (GO): pheromone receptor activity
Source: RefSeq, marked provisional